CACACACACACACACACACACACACACACACACACACACACACACAUCACACGCAUGGUUUGGAGUUUCAGCCGCAGCACGUCAGAGGAACGGCUUCCGCUGAGAAGCAGGGAGUCUAGGGACAGCCGCAUGGCGUCGACAACAGCACCGCCGUCUGCUGGACAAGGCGAGAACAACGCCUCCUUGGUGGCAUCCAACGCCUCUGCUCCAGCGUCGCCAUCCUUGUCAUCCUCAGCAUCAUCCUCAGCGUUUGCCCUGUCAUCAUCAUCAACCGCGCACACCGGCACUGCUCCCGGCACUUCGUGCUGGUGCUGGUGCUGCCCAACAUGGUUGGUGCACAAGCUGUUUCUGAGCAAGGACUGGUGGUCUGUUUGGAUCAGCUUCAUCAUGUUCGUGCCCGUCAUCGCGGUGACGCUCAACUACCACGUGGACGCCCUCACACCCAAGAACUGGACGUCCAGCCCGCUUGACGCGUGGACGUCAACCCCCCAAAUUGUGGGCUUCACCCUCGUGCUGGUGUGGUCCAUUGCGGCGAUUACGUUUGCGCUCUCCACCAUUUCAUGGCUCUCGCGCCACAAGCUCGGGCGCGAUGCCGCGGAGGCGUUCUCCCUGCGCGCGUGCGUCGGUCGCAACGUUGCUGCCAUCGGCUGCGUGUCGCUGAUUGGCCUCGUCGCGCGCUGGCUCGGCGAGCAAGCGUCCAUCGACCGCUACGGCAUCACCUUUGAGGUGUGGGCGCUCGUCUUCGGCAUGCUCAUCUCCAACUUCCGCCUCAUCCCCAAGUGGCUCGAGCCGGGCAAGGAGGGCGAGUUCUUCAUCAAGGUGGGCCUCGUCUUGCUGGGCCUGGACCUGCGCUCCGUGGCCGCGCUCGGCGGGCCGGGCCUCCUCAGCAGCUGGGUGCCCACGCCCAUGGUCAUCGUCGCCUCCCUCCUCUUUGCGUUCCUCGUCCUCAAAAUGGGCAGCGAGCGCUCGCUUGCCUUCAUCCUCGUGUGCGGCACAUGCAUCUGCGGUUCCUCCGCGGCCACCGCCAUCCACGGCUGCGUUGGCGGCGAGACGGAGGUGCUCGCCCUGUGCAUCGCCAUCAUCAACCUCUUCACCAUCCCGCAGAUGAUUGGCCUGCCGUACCUCGCCUACUACGCCGGCAUGCCGCUCAAGGUUGCCGCCGCGUGGCUCGGUUCCUCGGUCGACGCCACGGGCGCCGUUGUUGCCGCGGCCAGCGUGUACGACCAGCUCGCCGACGUCUCGUGUGAGGACGGCAGCGGUGACGGUGGUGACGGCACGUGCGCGGUCGACGUGGCCUCCACGGUGAAGAUUGUGCAGAACAUCCUGAUUGGGCCCGUGGCCGUGGCCGUAUCGCUGUACUGGAUCAGGAGCAACGCCGCUAUGGCAAAGACGGAGCAGCAGCAGCAGCAGCAGCAGCACAAUGGCAGCGGUGGCGAUGAACUGCAGAUGGCGAUCGUGGAGAACGGGAACGGCACCACGGCCACCGCAAGCGACAAGGACAACGCCAACAGUGUCGGUGAUGGCGAUGGUGAUGGCUAUCGUGACGAUGGUGCAGAUGGCGUCGGCUCAAUUAAGUUGAUGGAUGGCGAGGAUGCACGUGCACAACCACGCGCAUUUGGCAACAACAACAACAACAGCAGCAGCAACAGCAACAGCAGCGGCAGAACCAACAGCAAGUGCGGCAAGCAGAGCAUUGCGCUGCAGCUGUGGGAGAAGUUCCCCAAGUUUGUGCUUGGGUUUCUGUUUUGCUCCACGAUCAUUACGGUGAUCAACGCGUCUGUUAGCGACGAGGAGCAGGCGUCGCUCAAGGUUGGCGUGCAGGCCGUGUCAAAGUGGUUCUUCUGCCUGGGCUUUGUCGGCAUUGGUCUGAGCAGCGACCUGCGCAAGCUCGCAAGCAAGAUGCAGGGCGGCAAGCCCAUCCUGCUGUACGUGCUCUGCCAGUUGCUUGACCUCCUGCUCAAGCUUGGCUUUGCAUACAUCAGCUUUGAUGUUAUUGAUAAGUAGUGCUCGUAUCCCGUGUGUGAUUAGAUUAGGCAACGAGAACUGUUGUUUUCACCUAUCUGCGCUUUCUUUGUUACUUGUCACUCAUGCGUGGUGGUUGUUCAUUCAUCCAUCCAUUCAUUCGUCCAUUCAUUCACUUUUACCACGUAACGAAACAAGAGAAGUGUGUGCAAGCA
Molecule: messenger RNA, 2177 nt
Organism: Salpingoeca rosetta
Lineage: Eukaryota; Choanoflagellata; Craspedida; Salpingoecidae
Exons: 1
Coding region: 55-2004 (649 amino acids)
Cellular component (GO): plasma membrane
Source: RefSeq, a predicted model, not a curated record